This is a messenger RNA of Talaromyces proteolyticus, 2064 nucleotides long. RefSeq names its product putative fungal-specific transcription factor. The transcript is spliced from 3 exons. Gene Ontology annotation, molecular function: DNA-binding transcription factor activity, RNA polymerase II-specific; sequence-specific DNA binding; zinc ion binding. Gene Ontology annotation, cellular component: nucleus. The record is from RefSeq and is a predicted model, not a curated record. Gene Ontology annotation, biological process: DNA-templated transcription; positive regulation of transcription by RNA polymerase II. Bases 1 to 2064 code for a protein of 687 amino acids. Lineage: Eukaryota; Fungi; Ascomycota; Eurotiomycetes; Eurotiales; Trichocomaceae.
AUGCCAUUGACUAACUUUACGGUUAGCUGCCACCGAUGCCAUACCCACAAAAUUAAAUGCUCUGGGGAUCAGCCUUGCUCCAAAUGUAUUCAAGUCGGUCAUCAGGAUGAGUGUACAUACUUUUUCCGAGACAGAAAGGUCCGCGUGAGUGAAAAUUAUCUGCAGCAGCUGCAGCAAGAGCUUCGCCAUCUCAAGGAACAUUCUGCGGUCCAGAAGACCGCAGAAAAUCCUUCUGAUGAUGGUGAUGAUGCUGGUCCUUCCUGCCCAGCAGAGACUGCCCAUGAAAGCGACGAAACCAAUGCCAGCAUUCAGCACCACUUCAUAGGCGAGAAGGCUUGGUUUCAUCCAUAUGAUCCAUCUGCACCACCAAUAUAUAUCGGGGAAGCAGCGUGUACGGCAUUUGCUACACGGUUGCGAAGGACCCUUACCAUGUCCAACGCAGCCUCCCACAUCCCAAGAACGCAGUAUGUCAACGAGACGACCAUCGCUUCAGCAAUGGAAGCAGAAGUCCAAUGGCCGAGCUUACAGCAGUCUCGGCUCCUGGUCAAAAUAGCUAUGCUUCAUGUGGGCCGCCUUUACCAUAUGUUUUUAUAUAAAUCGACGCUAGACAAAUUGGAAGAGAUAUACCGGGAUGGAAGCUUUUAUUGUCCGGAGAACAGAGCUAAAUAUUUUGCGCUUUUUGCCUUUGGCGAGGCCUAUUCAGUCAGGCAAGGGCUAUCAACCGAGUCGGUUCCCGGAACUACAUACUUUGCAAAAGCGUUGAACUUGAUUCAGAUCGUACCAGAACGGCCAAGUAUGACUCAUUUAGAAACUCUCUUGCUGCUUUCCUUAUUCUCCUAUUUUCUAAAUCGACGUCACUCAGCCUGCGUUUUAAGUGGCAAUGCGAUGCGCCUAAGCCUGAACAUUGGUUUAAAUCACAACAUACCAGAGUCCCAACUAAUCGACCCAGUUGAAAGACAGCAUCGCAUUCGUAUAUGGUGGACUAUAUAUAUAUUCGACCACAUGUGGAGCUCAAAAAUGGGAUUGCCCAUGCAGAUUUCAGAUGAUGACAUCCACAUUGAUAUGCCUUUCGAUAUCGUGCCAGCUGAAGUCCAUAAUGAACAGUUUACCGAUACUGGGUAUAUGGUUGCUAAUAUAAAACUUGCUAGAAUAGCCGGGGAUAUUAUCACGAAAUUAUACAGUCGGAAGAAAUAUAAGGAGACAUUUCUUCAACGUGUGCAAGGCCUUUUAAAGGCCUUGAGGAAUUGGGUGCAGACCUUAACCGAGCAUCUCAGGUUGAAUCCUGAUCCGGAGUCAAACAAAAAGCACAUUAUAUCCUUGCACUUAUCAUUUAAUCAAUGUGUCAUACUCACAACACGACCCACCAUGCUACACAUCUUGAACAAGAUUAACGAAAACGAGCCUCCUCAUACCCGUGACUACAGUAAUAGAAAUGGUGAAUCGGAUAUUUCUCACGCCGUUCUGACUCUCAGCGAGGCAUGUAUUCACGCUGCUCGCCAUUCCCACUCUAUCAUUCUCGAGAAAUGGAUUAACGGCUCCUUGCCUGUCUUUGGGUAUUUUCAUGCGCAGUAUCUUUUCUCUUCGGCAAUGAUUCUAGCAGUUUCUAGCCUUAUCUCGAACGAGAACACAGCCGAUAGAGAUUCAUUCGAAACUGCACUAAGACUCCUACAUGCAAUGAAGGGAAAUGGGAAUCUUACUGCGGCUGAAUUCUAUCCUCAUCUGAAUCAGAUUAAGAUCUGCCUGGAUAGUCGUGUUGAGAAUAACAGGGCUGAUGAAGAAAGUCUUGGGAAUAGAGCCGCUAUUGGGCCCGACGUUAUUCCACCGGCUUCCUCAAUAUUACAAGGAUCUGACAAUGAUCCGGACGUCUCUUUAAACAAUGCUCAACACUUGAUAGGUGACAUUUCAAGUGGCUAUACUACUGAAAUGGCUUUCUUAGAACCCACAAUGGAAAACUUUCUAGCUCAGUCAGAUUUGGCUCUCGGGUUACCACACGCAGUGGACUCUUUUAUGAAUGAUGCAGAGUCAUUAUAUACAUAUAUAACGCCUACAAUGUUGUCGGAAUGA